This is a messenger RNA of Prinia subflava (tawny-flanked prinia), 3937 nucleotides long. RefSeq names its product interleukin 12 receptor subunit beta 1 (gene IL12RB1). The record is from RefSeq and is a predicted model, not a curated record. The transcript has 15 exons. Gene Ontology annotation, cellular component: external side of plasma membrane; signaling receptor complex. Bases 85 to 2199 code for a protein of 704 amino acids. Lineage: Eukaryota; Metazoa; Chordata; Aves; Passeriformes; Cisticolidae. Gene Ontology annotation, biological process: cytokine-mediated signaling pathway. Gene Ontology annotation, molecular function: cytokine receptor activity; cytokine binding.
GGGCACCCGCGGGGUGCCAGGGAAUUUUGGGAAGCCGGGAAGGGCAGCGAGGCCCGGAUCCGCUGGGGACAGCCCGGCUGGGCCAUGCCGGGGUGGCUGCUGGCGGCGCUGGCGGCGCUGGCGCAGGGCGGCACCGCGGCAGCCCAGGACGUCUCCUGCUGGAAGAAAUGCAACACCUACAAGCCUUUCUACUGCUCCUGGCCGCCCCUCGGCCCCGCCGGCAACACCUCCUACAUCCUGAACUUCUGCUUUGAGAAGCGCCGCCUGUGCCGCCGCUUUGAGGUGGGCACGGUGACCACCUACAGCCCCUCGCAUUACCAAGUGUACACCUUAGAGAACAGCACGGCCUGGGUGGAGGCACGCUGGGGGGACCAGGCCCGCAGGACCCCCAACCACACCCUUCACCUCGACAAGGCUGUCAAACUGGAUCCACCUCCGACUGGGAAGCCUUUCUCCAAGACUGGUGGCCAGCUGAGGGUGCAGGUGCCACGGCCACAGUGCCACGGCCUGGAGCAGGCACCACAGCACGAGGCUCGCUUCUGGAGGGUGGGAGACAGCAGCUGGACACAGGUGACGUGUGAGACUGUCAUGGUGACAGAUGAAGAUGACUCAGUGACCUGUGCCCUGGGGGUCAACGGCACCUUCGUGGUCCAGCUCCGGCACAAACCUCCCCACUGGAGCAGCUACUGGAGCGACUGGAGCAGCAACAUCUCUGUUCCAGAGGAAAUCCUGGUGAGCCCAGUGCUGAGCCAUCAACUGGGCAAACUGGGGACAGACGGGCAGCGGGUGCUGAGGCUCAGCUGGCAGCCAGUCCUCAAGGAGCAAAGGGAUGUCACCUACAAGCUGGAUGUCCACAUGCUGGCGUGUGGCUGUGCAGAGUCAGAGGAGGAGGACACUGUGGAGCUGGGCUGGGAGGUGACAGAGCACAACCUCACUCUCUCUGGGGCUGAGUACGAAAUCCUGCUGAGGGCAGUCAAUGCCGCAGGGCCAGGGCCGGCUCAGCAGCUCCGUGUGCCGGCAGACCAGCACACAGAUCUCAGCUUCAAGCAGAUCAGCGUGGCUGGAGGCACCGUGACAGCGCAGUGGGAAGCGCCGGUCCCUGGUGAUGCCUUCUGCUUCGAGCAGCAGACACUGCCAGAGCCCCCCAAACCGGGAGCCUGCACCCAGCAGGAAUUCCCCGCCAACAGCAUCCACGUGGAGAGAGGAGCGCUGGGAGCGCCGGGCUGUCACCGCCUCGCCGUGCACGGCUGGGACGCGCAGCGGGGCUGGGCCACCUUCGCGCUGUGGCACCGCUACUCCCGCAACGAUUCUCUGGUCGUGCCCAUCAACAUCAGCACCGGAGCUGCCGGUGUCAUGCUCCGGUGGCAGCCGUCCCCCCGUGCCACCUGCCCCGGUGCCCUGGCCAAGUACCUCAUCUGCCACGCGGCCGAGGGGGACAAUGUGACCUACAGUGAGGCGGAUGCCACGGCAUCAAACUACACCCUCCAAAACCUCCAGGCCGGCACAGCCUACAGGGUGGGUGUUUGGGAGGUGACAGAGGACAGCGAGAGGACCUGCAGUGCUUGGUGGCGCUUCCAGACCAAGGCUCUGGGCCCCCAGGGAGCAGCGUGGAGAGGAAACCUGAAGUACCUGAGCAUCUCGCUUGGUCUCCCCGCGGCAGCUGCCAUCUACCACCUGAGCAAAAAGAGAGCUCGCCGCCUCCUCUUCCCACCCCUUCCCAAGCCCGCGGGCACCGAAGCCAUCCAGUUCUCGGACAGCAAGAUGGGCCAGGGCCAGCCCCGGCCAGGCCUCCUGGAGCCCUCGGAGAGGUUCAGCCCGGUCGAGCUGCUGCUGACGGAGCCCAAUCCCAGCGAGGAGACGGCUGACACGGGCACCCAGACUGCGGUGCCACAGCCGGGCGUGGCGCAGCCCGGCCCCGCGCUGGGACAGCCGGCGGUGGCGGCGGUGUCCCCGCAGGGCUGUGGGGACGAGCUGCCCUUCGCCUACCGCAGGCAGGAGAUGCUGAGCCCGGGGCCACCUCCACCCUCUGACAGCAGCGGGCACCCACCCGGAGAGGAGGAGGAGGAGGAGGAGGAAGAGGAGGGAAGGCAGGAGCUGCAGCAGCCGCUGAUCCCCAUUGAGCUGCUCAUCUCCGACAAACCCAUCAUCAUCAGGGAUGAGGGAGGAUGGGAUCCCUCGCUGGAGAAUCCUGUGCCGUAGCCAUCACCAGGCUGGAGCAGCAGGGAUGGACAGGAAGGGCUCGGGGCUGUCCCGUGAGAUGUGCAGUGCCUGUGUGAGGCUGAGUGCCCAGCCCGUGGGUGGCACUGGCAUUUUCAGGGGGUUUUCUGGUUUCCAAGAUGUCUCUGGGUGCAGCAUUGCACUGGGACAGGUUUUGGCCAUGUUAUUUACAGCCUCAACCUUUCACUGGCGAUAAAACCCGAGCAAAGGUGGCUGCGGAGUCCGGCCAGGACAGAAGAUAUUUCCAUGCCUGGACUGGGAGGAGAGGCAGAGCUUCACCCCAGCUAGCUUCUACCUCUGGAAGCAGCAUCCUGGUGGGGAUGCAAAAAGCCCCAGCACCAAACACCAGCUACCUGCAAAAAAAAUAAUAAUAAAUGUACAAAAAAUAAAGGGAAAAAAGAGAACCGAUUAAAAAAUAAACACAAACAUUAAAAAAUUAAAAUAACUGCACAAAGCAGCAGGGCUGAGACGGUUUUUCCUGUUUUUCCUCGCCUGACCCUAGCAGAUUACAGCAAGGAUUUAGAGGCGAGGUUCAAUCCACGGUGCUGUGGAGGAUGCAGCCAGGCCAGGGGCGAUCCAUGGGGCCCCCCAAGCCCCUUCCCCUGGGGCCACGUCGCCACCUCGGGCCUUAUCUGGGACAGAACUGGAGACGAAAAGCAAUUUGUGGUUUUCUCUGCCUGGCGCUGCGGUACUUACUUGCUGAGCGAGCAAAAAAAUUAAAAAAAAAAAAAAGUUUAAAACCUUAAAGCUACGUGAGUUUAGUAACACGGGGAAAUCCAGGUGUCUCAGCCGCUGCCACUCGCCCUCCUCGCUGCUGCUCUUGCCUCCUCUGGGUUUUUGCAAAGCAUUUCACUCAAAUCGCGAUCGCAGCAGCGGCGCCCGCGGGCGGAAACCGCGGGGAUGGCGGGCGGAGACAGCGCUCCAGGGACCGGCACCUUCACCCAGACCUCGGCCAGGGACGGCUGGCCUUGGAUUUACGGCCAUUCCCAGCGCUCCUGGCACAACGCGGCUGCGGUGCUGCCGCUCCCGUGGCUGGGGGUCUCACUCAAACCCUUGUCACCAGUGUCACCAGUGCCACCGCUGUCCGGCACGCGCGUCCAGCCCGGCUCAGCUGCUGGUGGAGCCACGAGGUGGCACCAGCCCCACGUCCCCACGGCGAUGCCAACCCCUCGGCAGCGAAAAUGCAUCGUUCCCUCCCUGCGUGUGUCAGGAAUGUGUGUCAGGAGUCUGUGUCAGGCCCCUGUGCCCGGCAACUUCGCCUCUCCAGCCCCGCAGAUCCCUGGGGGGAAGAUCCGGCACGCUGCCAUGCAGAAUCCCAGCACAGAGAUCAGAUUGAGGGGUUUUGUUGGGAUUUGGGCGAUGCCAGGCUCUCUUCUCCAGGCACACAUGGAGGAGGUAUCGGGUUAUGGGUGCGGGGGCACACUCGGGUCUCAGCCCAGCCCCCGUUUACAGCCGGGUUUGGGGGUCACAGCCAUGAGGGAAAGCGCUGGGGGUCACUGGCAGCUCGGCACGCUCGGGUGGCAGCAGUAAACACUCGCCCAGCCCGGGGCCAGCCCGUGCCAGUUCAUCAUUCCAGCUCAUGGAACGAGUUCACAGCAGGACAGCCAGGCCCGGCCGCUGCACUGAAAACACCCUGGGCAAGGAGGGGACACCAGACCUCCUCAGUGUCCCCACGGGGUCACUCCCCAGGGAUCCAUCCCAUCCAUGGUGCCACUCACAU